Molecule: messenger RNA, 2751 nt
Organism: Populus nigra (black poplar)
Lineage: Eukaryota; Viridiplantae; Streptophyta; Magnoliopsida; Malpighiales; Salicaceae
Product: F-box protein At5g07610-like
Exons: 1
Coding region: 190-1380 (396 amino acids)
Molecular function (GO): protein binding
Source: RefSeq, a predicted model, not a curated record
GGUAAAUGGGUCUUCACUUUUAGUUGAUUAUAUAUUGUCCAAAUCUCUGGUUUUGAAUUUUAUUGCAUUCUGGGAUCUGGGUUUUUGUUGAAGUUGCUAUCUUUAUAAGAGAAUGACAUCAGCCUGUUAGAUAAAACGAAAUUCACACCAAAUUCUGUAUUUGUUAUCAAAAAACCAAAAUUUUUAGAUAUGAAGCGUGUUUCUUUAUCUUCGGCGGAAAUAAUUGCCAGCAACCAAGACCUUCUGACCGAAAUUCUCAUCCGAAUACCUGCAAAACCUCUCCUGAAAUUCAAGUGCGUAUCAAAACAGUGGCUCUCUUUAAUUUCUGACCCCAAAUUCUGUAUCUGGCAUGCUUGCCACCAACGAGUCCCGAACCCCACACCCAAUGCUCUCCUGCUCAACAACUUUUACUCAUCCACUCCGACUUUCCAGUUCAUCCCUCUCAUUGGUGAUGAUUCAUCUUCUUAUUCUCAAGCUGCAGUCUUUGACUAUUUGAAUGUGUCUCCGAACUAUCGGCUCAAGAUAAAGAAUUCUUGCAACGGAUUGAUCCUUUGUAUGUCCAUCUUCUAUGGCUGUGGUUUUGAUGAUGCAUGUUCUGAACUCAAGGGCAUUAUUUGUAAUCCCACUACCAAGCAAUUUAAGACUCUUUCUUUUCCCGUUCCUAAAUUCGGGAAUUCUAAAACAUAUUCAAGUUUUUAUGGUUUGGCCUUUGAUCCCUUAAAAUCACAUCACUACAAGAUCAUUUGUCUUCAUGUUGAUUAUCGAGUCUCUAAAAAUCCCCAAAUUUAUCUAUAUUCCUCACGUACCAACUCUUGGAGCUUCUUGCAAAACUCUUUGGAAGCACCAACUUUGUAUGGUUUUGUAAAUGGGGUUUUCUGCAAUGAUGCUAUUCAUUGGUGCAGUUAUGAACAAACCACAUUGUAUUUCGAUGUAAAUACUGAAAGUUUGAAGAUAAUGCCAAUGCCUCCUAUAUUUUCGACUGUAAACAGAUUUCGGGAAAUGAUGUACUUUGGGGAAUCAAGGGGCCGUUUGCACUUGGCAGGCAUAGGACGCUGUUUCAUCUUUGGAUUUGAUGUUUGGGAGAUGGCUUCUGAUUAUUCUGGAUGGUCUUUUCUGCACCGUGUGAGUCUUCAUAGUAUGAAAAGGGCAUUUCCUAAACAAAAGUUUGAUACAUUUUCAAUAUUGAAUGUUCUUCUGGCUGAAAAGGAAGAAGAAUUGAAGGUUGUGAUAUCAGUUGACAGUAUAUCCGUGUCCUUGAAUGUUUUCGAUGGUACAUUGAAGAUGCUUAGUGUUUUAGAGCCAGGACUUGAAUUUCCUGCUGAAUUGGGUUAUGAAGGGCAUGAUGCCUUUCAAUACUUUCAGUCCCUUGUUUGUGUUUGAGCAUAACACUUUCACUGAUUGGUAUUCCAAUCAUCAUGUUGAUUGUUAUGCAAUUCUGCAAUGUUGAAAUUUCUGGUUUUGAGCGGAGAUGCCAAAGCAUUCCAAAACCUGGGCUUGGCAUAUGACCAUCCAAGUUGGUGACCUGGCUUUUAUCAUAUGGUGAAAGAGAAGCUAGUUUUAUCAUGACAACCAGGCUUCCCAAAUUUUAGUACCAGCUAGUAUCAGAUAUAUUUCCCCUUUUGCAAAGCUCACUUAUAGUUUUGGAUGUUCUCUAAUUCAUACAUGUAUUAAGUUUUAUGGAUACAAAAAUUGUUGAAUGAUGAUAACAUUGCAGCUUUAAUUUGUAUAGUAACAUAAUCGCUAUUGGGUAUUUAAGAUAUAUUUCGGUUCAGUAGUGAGUCUGAGUACAAAAGCAUACUAUGUCAUGCAAGCCAGAGGUCUUUGCAGAUGAGAAAUUAAGAUGUUCCCCUAAGCCGUCACAGUAUCCAGACAAAGCUCAUUUAUAGGCACCUCUAAAUUGAAACUUCAUGGGGCGGGCUUGUCUUGCCAUUUUAACUUAGGAGGGUUGUAAGUAACAGAGUUACUAUUAAUCCUCAGUCCUUUCUCCUCUUUGGUUGUGCUCACAUGUUAAAGCAGCUUGGUUGCUUUCUGAUAUUGGUGAUUACGUUUUGUGGAUGGCAACAUCUGCUGUUGGUCAUUUUUAUCUCGUGAUGGAAUCGUCUCAUCUAGAUCAUCAUCUUGAGGCUAUUUGGAUUUUUCUGUUAGGUUGCACUGGGAACAAAAAUUGUUUGUCACGGUAAGCCAGUGAAAGAGCCAUCAAACUGUUGCCUUCGCGUUUUCUUGUGCUCAUUAAUGUAGUGAACCUUUUCAGUCAGCUGUCAUCUCUGUUUGAUUCUGUAUCCUAUUGGUCUCAUAUGGGACAGAUCGUGAAGAUCAAUGUUAAUGGCUUAUGGCAUCAUGCAAAACUGAAGGCAGUGCAGAUGCUGGUAUUGUUUUCCACAAUUAUAAAGGUGAUUAUGGCUGGUUUAGCAUUUCGCAGUCUUCUAUCAAUCCAUUCAUGCCAAGCAUACGUUGCCCAUGGUGGCCUUGUUCUUCACUAAGAUGGUCAUCUGCAAAGUCAUGCCAGCGUCUCUUCAUGAGCAGCUCUCUAGCCUGGGAAUGGUAAUCAGUAAACACUUUCUCUCUAAAUCAUUUGUCACCCACUAUGAUGUAUGUUAUGUUCCUUGCUCAUAAGAAAUGGCUGGUCAUUUGUUCGCUCGUAAUUUAGAUAAUUAUGCUUCUAGGCUCAAAGAUCCACUGUGUAUUUUCUAUGUUGUGUAAAAUUCUGAUUGUGUUGUAGUUCAAUGGUAAUUCCAUCAUUUACUUGGAAAA